Silurus meridionalis is the source of this 2311-nucleotide messenger RNA. RefSeq names its product histone-lysine N-methyltransferase PRDM9-like. The record is from RefSeq and is a predicted model, not a curated record. Gene Ontology annotation, cellular component: nucleus. The transcript is spliced from 8 exons. The coding region runs from base 731 to 2164 and encodes 477 amino acids. Gene Ontology annotation, molecular function: protein binding; histone methyltransferase activity. NCBI's taxonomy places the organism in Eukaryota, Metazoa, Chordata, Actinopteri, Siluriformes, Siluridae.
GUUUACCACCAUUAACAAAGAUAACAGAACAAACGUUUCACGCAUGCGCAAUAAAAACUCGAGCGGCACGGGCGCUACCUGAUUUGCGUCUCAAGGCAAUUUCGCAGAGCGCAUGCGCACACAUGCGCAGCGUACAUCGGGCACGAGUGCAGAGUGGGCAGUGCCAUCUCCUGUGUGUGUGUGUGUGUGUGUGUGUGUGUGUGUGUGUGUGUGUGUGUGUGUGUGUGUGUAUAUAACAGAGCUUUGGAUCUCAGCGCUGUUACACGGAAACACUGCGGGUUUCUGCAGUUUAGCGUCAGUGUGUUUGUGCACGAGAUUCACAGACAGAUUCACAGACAGAUUCACAGACAGAUUCACAGACAGAUUCACAGACAGAGCGGAUUCAGGUGAAAGUCUGGAGCUGAGACUCCUGUCUACUGUACGGAGAAGCUCCAGCUCCAGCAACAGAUCACUGGUCACAAGCAACUCCAACAAGUACCCAGUGAUGAUGGUGAAGUUUUUCCUCUGAUCAUUUACUCCCAGUAUGCAGUGGGGCAUCAAGUGUUACUGAUCAGAAGGUCGGGGGUUCAAACCCCAGCAACACCAAGCCGCCAGUGUUUGGCCCUUGAUCAAGGCCCCUACACCUCUCUGCUCCAGGGGGCGCCAUCUCAUGGCCGAGUGAGAUUCAGUCAGUGGUUAGAUCUCCAGCAGGGACCAUGUUCUAAAGCUGUGACUUUGUGAGGAUGUGGAGAUGGAAACCAGUUUGACCUCCGACGAGGGGACGUCUGGCUUCUUGGGACGCGUCAUCGUUGUGAACGAGGACAACGGCGGAUUGGAGACGCCUUUUAAAGAGGAACCUCGGGAUGAAUAUAACUUGCGUGGAGAAACAUCAGAGCAGCAGAAUGAAGAAUUCCAGAUGAAACUUAUAAAAAAGGAAGAUGACGAAGAAGCUGAAGAUGAAGAUUACCUCUACUGCGAGAUUUGCAAAUCUUUCUUCAUCAAUAAGUGUGAACUUCACGGUCCACCGCUCUUCAUCCCUGAUACUCCUGUUCUUAUCGGGGUUUGGGAUCGAGCCAGGCAAACUCUACCACCGUUUCUGGAAAUUCGGAAGUCUGAUAUUCCAGACGCAGGCCUGGGAGUGUUUAACACGGGGGGGACGGUUCCGGUAGGUGUGCACUUUGGACCAUAUGAAGGAGAGCUGGUGGACCGAGAGGAAGCAAUGAAGAGCGGCUACUCAUGGGUGAUAUCCAAUAGGAGACAGUGUGAGCAGUACAUCGACGCCAAGAGAGAAAUACACGCUAACUGGAUGAGGUACGUGAAUUGUGCUCGUAAUGAUGAAGAGCAGAAUUUGGUGGCUUUUCAGUACCGAGGUGGGAUUUUCUACCGUUGCUCUCGACCUAUUGAACCAGGACAAGAGCUGUUGCUGUGGUAUGGAGAAGAAUACGCCAAAGAUCUCAGCAUCGCGUUUCACUACCUCUGGAAGAAAAAGUGCUUUGCAAAUGGGUUGAACAGCACCCAAGUGUUCUCCUGCUCCCUGUGUCCUGCAUCCUAUACUUCUCAAGUCUACUUUCACAAACACGUCAGGAGAUGCCACUAUGAGGAGUAUUUGAGACUGCUGAAUUCUGGAGAGAUUAAAUUUGAGACUCUGAUGCCAACCAGGAGUUCCGCUAGUCAGCAGACGUCCUCGGGUUCUCAGAGCGCAAGGGCCUCUAAUGGACAAAAACAGCAGGAACUCCAUCGCUGCUCGGAUUGCGGGAAAGAUUUUCCUCAGCCGAGCGUUCUCCAGUUACACCAGUGCAUUCCCACGGGGAAGAAGAUGCACCAGUGUUCGUCGUGUGGAAGAGUUUCAGUAACAAAGGCACUCUCAUCAGACACGAGCGCAUUCACACCGGAGAGAAACCGUUCCAUUGCGCACAGUGUGGGAGGAGUUUCACUCAGAAAAGCCACCUGCAAACGCACGAGCGCAUCCACACCGGAGAGAAACCGUUCCAGUGCUCACACUGCGGGAAAAGUUUUAAUCACCAGAGUCAUCUCCAGCAGCACCAGCGCAUCCACACAGGAGAACGUCCGUAUCAGUGCACGCAGUGCGGCGAGGCUUCACUCACCUCGGUCACCUUCAGCAGCACCAGCGCACUCACACUGGAGAAAAACCCUUUCAGUGCUCCGAGUGCGGGAAAAGUUUUAAUCACCAAAACAAUCUGCAGACUCACCAGCGCAUUCACACGGGUGAGAAACCCUACCAUUGCACGCUGUGUGGAAAAAGCUUUAUUCACCAGAGCCACCUCCAGUUCCACCAGCACAUCCACACCGGAGAGAAGCCGUUCCAGUGCUC